Molecule: messenger RNA, 843 nt
Organism: Pochonia chlamydosporia 170
Lineage: Eukaryota; Fungi; Ascomycota; Sordariomycetes; Hypocreales; Clavicipitaceae
Product: glycoside hydrolase, family 35
Exons: 1
Coding region: 1-843 (280 amino acids)
Biological process (GO): carbohydrate metabolic process
Cellular component (GO): vacuole
Molecular function (GO): beta-galactosidase activity
Source: RefSeq, a predicted model, not a curated record
AUGGCUCAGCUGGAAAACGAGUAUGGCAGUUUUGGCGGUGACAAGACCUACCUCCAAAGAAUGGCGGGCAUUCUGAGAGACAAUUUUGAAGUCUUUUUGUACACCAACGAUGGCGGCGGCAAAGGUUACUUGGCCGGAGGGACGUUACACGGCGUCCUCGCGGUUGUGGAUGGCCGCGACCCGAAAGAUGGUUUCAAGGCUCUAGACAAAUACGUCACUGACCCUACUAUGCUGGGACCUCGUCUGUACGGCGAGUACUGGCUUCAGUGGUUCGACAAUUGGUCUGCCUCCGUCACUCAUAGCAACGGAUCUGCCGACAAAAACAGGAUUGACACACACAUUAAUAACCUUGAAUGGAUCCUAAAGAACGGUAACUCCUUCAACAUAUACAUGUUUCACGGUGGUACCAACUUUGGCUUCGAGAGCGGCAGCACCGGGGCGAACCCGACCACGGCUGUCACCUCAAGUUAUGACUAUGGCGCGCCGCUGGAUGAGACUGGCAGGCCGACCGAGAUUUAUUACAGGCUCCGCGAUAUGAUCACAAAGUACGCACAUUCUGGAAGCAUCCCCAAGGUGCCGGCGCUUCCCAGGGUUGCCAAAGUGGACGCGUUCUCCCUUAAGCCCGUCCUUUCGCUCUUUGGUACUCGUUCGUAUCAGCCACAGAGGGACUCUCAUAGCCCUGCGGCUAUGGAGUCUCUGGGCCAGUCGUACGGCUAUGUCCUCUACGAACAUAAGGUUCUUAAGAACAUCACCGGCGUGCUCCACCCCGGUGACAAACCUCGUGAUCGAGUCAUCAUCUACAUCAAUGGCAAUAAGGUCGGUGUUGGUUCCGACGGAUAUUGA